UGUGUAUUUAAAAAGGCAUCAUGGGCCGCUGAGCCUCAAAGGCCCAAAAAGUUGGCGCGUUCCCUUCUGCUUGUCCCUGUUUCCCAGCGUUGCCCUCCGUUUCACUCCCCCUUCCACUUUAGGCGCCGCCUCUCGACCGAAUCGAGCUGCUUCGAGCCACGGCAAUGUCGCGGCGAAGCGCUUUUUACUUCGCGAAGAGCUUCUCCUCUCGCCGCGGCGCGAUCUCCCCCUCCUCCUCCUCCUCCUCCUCCUCCUCCUCGGAGAUCUCGGAGCAUGGACGGGGCCUCGCCGUCGCCGGAGACGACGAGGGUGCGGCGGCGGAGGAGGGGCGGUGGGCGAGGAUGCUCCCGGAGCUACUGCGGGAGAUCAUAAGGAGGGUGGAGGCGAGCGAGGAGCGGUGGCCGCUGCGGAAGAGCGUGGUGGCGUGCGCCUGCGUGUGCCGGAGGUGGCGCGAGGUCGCCACGGCCGCGGUGGCGCCGCCGCGGAUCACCGGAAAGAUCACGUUCCCUUCUUCCCUCAAGCAGCCGGGUCCGCGGGAACUUCCGAUCAAGUGUUUUAUAAAGAGGAGCAAGAAGAACUCCACUUUCUAUCUCUACCUCAGCUUGACCCACACACUUGUAGAUAAAGGAAAGUUUCUCUUGGCAGCUCGGAGAUAUAGGUAUGGCGCCUAUGUUGAGUACAUAAUCUCUCUUGAUGCUGAUGAUCUGUCGCAAGGAAGUAGCGCAUAUAUGGGGAAGUUAAGGUCAAAAGCUAUCUUUUCUCUUUCUUCUCACAGAUCAGAUUUCCUGGGCACAAAAUUCACAAUUUACGACAGCAACCCACCAUUCAGUGGUGCAAAAGCCUCGUGUACCCGAGCUAGUCGUCCAUUUGCCUCCAAGCGGAUAAGCCCACAACUCCUAUCUGGAAAUUUCGAAAUCGGUCAGGCAUCUUACAAACUGAACCUCCUGAAAUCAAGAGGGCCUCGAAGAAUGCUGUGCACACUACAAUCUCCUUAUUCAGCCCACAAACCUUUGGGCAAGGAAGAACCACAUAAGUUCUCAAAAGCAGAAAACCUGGAUUCCGGCUUCAUAGUUCUGCGGAACAAAGCUCCGAGAUGGCACCAGCACUUACAGUGCUGGUGCUUGAACUUCCAUGGACGGGUCACGGUUGCCUCGGUGAAGAACUUCCAGCUGGCGGCCACGGCCGACCCGAGCCAAGAAGGUGGCGUGGGUGACGAAGAGACCGUGCUGCUCCAAUUUGGUAAAGUCGGGGACAAUUUGUUCACCAUGGAUUACAGGGAGCCGCUCUCAGCUUUCCAGGCGUUUGCAAUUUGCCUAACCAGCUUCGGCACGAAAUUUGCCUGCGAGUAAAGCGUUCACUUGCUAGUCGUUUUGCUUGUGGUGCUUUUAUGCUGCUGUGGCACUGAUGUUGGGAGAUAGGUAUUUCGCUAUCUUGCUAUGUAUCUUACACUAAUCGCGUCGAAAGUGUUAACAACUGUGAUAAAUGUAGACUCUAAGCUACCAUAAAGAAAUGAAAAGAACAUCUAUCAUAUGCUUCUUUUGCGCGGCAACAAACACAUCCCCCCAGCGAAUACUAGAAAAUCAACAAGGUUUCCUGACUGGCCAUGGUUCUCGCCAUGAGAAAAUCCUGAUGUGCGCUUCGGGAAGGUGUUUGUUGACGCGUAAAGAAGUGUUAGUAGUUCUUGUAUUUAGUCCAUCUUUAUCAUAUUA
Ananas comosus (pineapple) is the source of this 1709-nucleotide messenger RNA. RefSeq names its product tubby-like F-box protein 1. The transcript is spliced from 4 exons. The coding region runs from base 165 to 1349 and encodes 394 amino acids. Gene Ontology annotation, molecular function: protein binding. The record is from RefSeq and is a predicted model, not a curated record. NCBI's taxonomy places the organism in Eukaryota, Viridiplantae, Streptophyta, Magnoliopsida, Poales, Bromeliaceae.